This is a messenger RNA of Nipponia nippon (crested ibis), 1362 nucleotides long. NCBI's taxonomy places the organism in Eukaryota, Metazoa, Chordata, Aves, Pelecaniformes, Threskiornithidae. The record is from RefSeq and is a predicted model, not a curated record.
AAAAAAAAAGAGAGGGAGAAGAAAGAGCGUUUGCUGAAGAUGACCUUGGAAGAAAGACGCAAAGAGUACUUAAGGGAUUAUGUUGCAUUGAAAAAUAUUCCAACAUGGAUGGAAGACUUAAAAAGUAAGAGCGAAAGUGAUGGUGAAAACACUAAAGAAGAUCUGCAAGGGAAGAAAAGCCUGAGCGAGAAAGUUUCUCUCUAUAGAGGUGACAUUACACUGCUUGAGGUUGAUGCCAUCGUUAAUGCUGCUAAUUCCAGCCUUCUUGGAGGUGGAGGAGUGGAUGGCUGUAUACACAGAGCUGCUGGGCCCUGCUUAGUUGCUGAAUGUCGCAACCUGAGUGGCUGUGAGACUGGACAAGCAAAAAUUACGUGUGGAUAUGACCUACCUGCAAAAUAUGUGAUCCAUACUGUUGGGCCGAUUGCAAGAGGCCAUCUCACUGACACUCAUAAAGAAAACUUGGCAAAUUGCUAUAAAUCCUCCCUGAAACUGGCAAAAGAAAACAACAUCAGAUCAAUUGCAUUUCCCUGUAUUUCAACAGGAAUUUAUGGUUUUCCAAAUGAACCUGCUGCUGUCAUUGCCCUUAACACUAUUAAGGAAUGGUUAAGCAAGAAUCACAAUGAGGUGGAUCGUAUCAUCUUUUGUGUCUUUUUGGAGAUUGACUACAAAAUUUUCAAGAAGAAAAUGGGCGAGUUUUUCCCUCUAGAUGAUGCUAAUGAAGAAGGGACUCCGCUGUGUGAAGAGACAGAGGGAUUGGAACAAAAAGGCCAGCCUCCAUCUCCCACAAAGAGCAAAGCAGAACAGCCUGAGGAUCUGCAAGAUGAUGCUGAAGGUGGUAGCGGCACAGAGGAGAAGCAAAACACCGAAGAAGCUGAGGCCCAGAGCCGAGAAGCAGAUGAGAUGAAACCUUCAGCUGUAGCCAGCCUAUCAUCAUCAGAAGAAACAGAGCUGAGUGAGGAUAAAGACUCCCUGAAAGACCCCAAAGGUGCACAGGAGAGUGACCCAGCUCAUCCUGUGGGAUGUGAACAAGAUCAAGCCGAAGGACAACAGGAUGUUUCUGCAGAGGAGGAGAUGAAACCUGGGGCAGAUUCCCAAAGCUCCUGCAUGGAAAUAGAAGAGCCAUUGUUGAACCAAGAAGACACAACAGAAGUUGAGAUACCUUUGAUUCAUGGUGCAGAGGAAAAAGAAGAAGGAGGAAAAGAAGAAGAAGAAGGAGGGGGUCAGGGGAAAAAGGAAACUUCUGCGGAGCCUAUGAAAGUUGACCUCGCAUGUGAAGCAGCAGAUGUUUCAAAUAAGGAUGCUGAAAUGAAUAGUCAAGUUGAAAGUAUAAAUGAUCCUACGGAAACACAGCGGGAAGCUUAA